CUGCUCUGCCAUUUCCAAUUUUGCUAUUUCUGUGAUUCUAUCAUGUUUCAGAUGGAUACAAAAAUAGCAAGAAAGCAAAAAUUCCUGUAGAUUUUCACAGACUUGUUUUCAUUCACCUCACCCCCCUCAAAAUCUACUCAUCUCGGAGCUUCCAUUAGUAGUAAUUAGUAUUAUGUUUAGCUCAGAGGCGAUCACGAGAGAUAUGAGCAGAAACAGCAGCUUUCUUCUCUCAAAUCCGAUGGGGUCCGAUUUGUAUGUGAAUCAAGCUCAGCUUCAGCAGCAGCAGGGGCUAGCGCGGUACCGAUCGGCGCCGAGCUCGUUCCUGGCGGCGCUAUUGGAUUCGACUGGUGAGAACAGCAGCAGCGGCGACGAAUCGGAAGCUCUGCUGUCGGCGCUGAUGGAUGGACCGCGUGAUCCGAACCAGAAGAGCGGGAAUCAGAUGCAUUAUCAUCUGAAGCAGGAGGCCGAAUCGGAGCCCCGGCCUGUCGUCGGAUCUUAUUCCGUUGGGAUGGAGAAUUUGGUUAAUUCGAGGAUCAAUAAUGGCCCCAAUCUUGUGAGGCAGACCAGCUCUCCUGCUGGAUUCUUCAAUGGAUAUGGCAUGAUGGGAGAGGUGGAGAAGUACAGAGCUCAAAACCAUUCAAAAGCUACUCCAUCAUCAUCACCAUCAUCAGCUGCUGGCAUGAGCAGUCAUAUUAAUUUCUCAUCCGCUUCAUCCUCGAGGUUCAUGCCUACCAUACCUGAGAACGUCAACGAAAGCAUUGGCAUGCGUAGCCCUGAGAAUGGCCAGUUGGGAAGUGCUAAUGCCAGAGAGUUCGACGCCCUCUUCCCUCAGGACUCGUGGAAUCAUGACACUCCUUUCAAUAGCUUGAAAAGAAGUCGAGGUGGUGACACUGUGAAGAUGUUUUCCAGCUUCAAUGGAUUGGAAAACCAGAAUGGAGAACCAAGGAGAAGCCAUGGCUUAGUUCACCAUUUGAGCUUGCCUAAUACUGCUUCUGAAAUGGCCGAACUGGAUAAGUUUAUGCAAGUUCAACCGGACACCACCACUCCUUGCCAGAUUAGGGCGAAAAGAGGCUGCGCCACUCAUCCAAGAAGUAUAGCGGAGAGGGUGAGACGCACCAAAAUUAGUGAAAAGAUGAAGAAGCUGCAAGAUCUUUUCCCAAAUAUGGACAAGCAAACAAGCACAGCUGAUAUGUUGGAUUUGGCAGUUCAAUACAUUAAAGACCUUCAAGGUCAAGUAGAGACGCUCACGGAGACGAGGGCCAAGUGCGUUUGCUUGAAAAGACCUCAACAAACAACUCCCAAAUCGUAGCAUAAGCUAGCUUCCACUCGCCUUCUAAGUCGAGGCUGUCGUGUAUACGUGCUCGUUUUGGCCAGUAGGUGAAGGAGUGAUUUCCAUUGUCAAUGUUUGGUAGCCUACAACGUGGAUUUAAUCUAUAUAUGUAGAUUGAUUUUAUGAAUAAUUUGUGUAUAUAUAUUUAAGGUGCUUAGACUUUUUAGAGACUACGUUUUGGUUACGAAAUUGUGUUCUAGUUGUUGGUGUUGA
Molecule: messenger RNA, 1543 nt
Organism: Salvia hispanica
Lineage: Eukaryota; Viridiplantae; Streptophyta; Magnoliopsida; Lamiales; Lamiaceae
Product: transcription factor bHLH130-like
Biological process (GO): regulation of transcription by RNA polymerase II
Cellular component (GO): nucleus
Molecular function (GO): RNA polymerase II cis-regulatory region sequence-specific DNA binding; protein dimerization activity; DNA-binding transcription factor activity, RNA polymerase II-specific
Source: RefSeq, a predicted model, not a curated record